AUGAGCAGAAAGCCCGAUGUCGGGGGGCCUCUCGCCUUUGGGGGUCCCCGUGUAGCCGCCACCGCUGCCUCUGGCGCUCGUGGCGGACGGCGUCGGGAACUCAGGGAAGAGCAAAAGAUCGAAAUAAAAGAGGCGUUUGAGUUGUUCGACUCGGAAAAGACAGGGAAGAUGGAUUACCACGAACUCAAAGUUGCGAUGCGGGCUCUGGGAUUUGAUGUCAAGAAAGCGCAUGUGCAAGAAAUCAUGCGAUCUUACGACAAGCAAAACACAGGAUUCAUUACUCAAGGCGAUUUCGAGGAAAUAAUGACGCAGAAAUUCUUGGAUCGCGACCCAACGGAAGAACUCCAGAAGGCAUUUCGCCUUUUUGACGAUGAUGAUACGGGGAAAAUAUCUUUUAAAAACCUGAGGCGUGUUGCAAGGGAACUGGGAGAGGACUUAUCAGACGAAGAACUACGGGCCAUGAUAGAUGAGUUUGAUAGGGACAUGGAUGGCGAAAUUAGCAAGGAGGAAUUCAUGUCCAUCAUGAAGCAGACGAGCCUCUACCAGUAA
Messenger RNA from Cyclospora cayetanensis, 549 nucleotides. RefSeq names its product centrin-3. Gene Ontology annotation, molecular function: microtubule binding; calcium ion binding. Gene Ontology annotation, biological process: spindle pole body duplication. The transcript is spliced from 5 exons. The record is from RefSeq and is a predicted model, not a curated record. The coding region runs from base 1 to 549 and encodes 182 amino acids. Gene Ontology annotation, cellular component: microtubule organizing center. NCBI's taxonomy places the organism in Eukaryota, Apicomplexa, Conoidasida, Eucoccidiorida, Eimeriidae.